UUUGCCGGGUAUGUUGAACGAGCUUGAGCGAGCCACCCACGGCACGGUACGGUAUACACGAAGCGAUCGGAGCCUAACGUAAAGCGAGAAAAAUCAUCGCAAGCGAACUGACUAUACACGCGCAGUAGUUCCCAUACCCAUGUGUUGAGAAGGACCGUUUGUCAAUUCACAGUAGUAUUGGACCUUUUUAGUUGAGGGUUUUAGUAGCUUAUAGGAAAAAAUGGAUCCAUCAAGCCAGCAAAAUGCGACUACACACGAUGCAGAUGGGAAUCACGACCCAGGGAAAAUGUUUGUUGGAGGACUAAGCUGGGAGACAAGCACGGAUGGUCUUAGGAAGUAUUUCUGUCAGUUUGGAGAGGUGAAGGAAUGCGUCAUCAUGAGGGAUACCACAACAAGACGCUCCAGGGGUUUUGGCUUCGUCACCUUCUCUGAUCCAGCCCAUGUAGAGACAGUAAUACAGAGAGGCACUCAUGAAGUAGACAAGAAGAAGGUCGAUCCUAAAGUGGCGUUCCCUAAGAGAUCCCAUCCCAAGGUAAGAACAGUAAAUUUCAAUUCCCCCCCUCUUUUUCUCUUUUUCACUGACAAAAAGAGACUAAAAACUUUUUGCCAAGGUGUAUGACUUGUACGAUCAUUG
Molecule: messenger RNA, 634 nt
Organism: Strongylocentrotus purpuratus (purple sea urchin)
Lineage: Eukaryota; Metazoa; Echinodermata; Echinoidea; Camarodonta; Strongylocentrotidae
Product: RNA-binding protein Musashi homolog 2-like
Exons: 5
Coding region: 221-619 (132 amino acids)
Cellular component (GO): cytoplasm
Molecular function (GO): RNA binding
Source: RefSeq, a predicted model, not a curated record